Messenger RNA from Fusarium oxysporum Fo47, 2682 nucleotides. RefSeq lists its product as uncharacterized. Gene Ontology annotation, cellular component: nucleus. Gene Ontology annotation, biological process: regulation of transcription by RNA polymerase II. Bases 1 to 2682 code for a protein of 893 amino acids. Gene Ontology annotation, molecular function: DNA-binding transcription factor activity, RNA polymerase II-specific. The record is from RefSeq and is a predicted model, not a curated record. NCBI's taxonomy places the organism in Eukaryota, Fungi, Ascomycota, Sordariomycetes, Hypocreales, Nectriaceae. The transcript has 3 exons.
AUGGAAGAUCUCCCGCAACAAAAUUGUCAAAAAUAUGAUCACCAUGUCGCUCGCGUCGUAUGGGCAGCAUACAUCCUAUCAUAUCUGACCAAAGCGCGGAGUCAUAUCGGAUUGCCCAACCAUGAUCCAGCUGAGGAGGAAGAUAGGCUUGAAAGAGGCAACGCCGGGGCUGGAACUGAGCGGGCGACGGUUUUAGGAGGCUCCAGAGAGUCGAUUCGCUCAAAAUUUCUCGACUGCAUCGCACAGUUAUUGUCUCCGUCUAAAGGCUGGCAUAAUGUCACAGCAACAGCAUUACGCGAACACGAAGACUUUGUAGAGAUAGACGUCGCGAGGAAUGACUCUUUCGAUUUCUCUUUCCAUCGCCUUUUCAUGAGGCAGUUUAUUGACGCGCUUGACUUGUGCACUAAAGAUGACUUCGAAGGCCCUACAAUAUCAGCGAGCAGAUUCGAGUUCGUCGCGAUAGAGUACACUGGUCGUAGAAUCGAUCAUUGGACCGAUCAAGUACGAAGGAUGUUAGGAUACGCCUCACGUAGGCACAACUGGGAUAUUCAACAGUGGUCCAAGCAUCAGCUGGCGAUCAAUGUCUGGACAAGCCUCACCAAGCUUCUCCAUCAAAACAAUAUCGAAACGGCACAAUUCAGGCAAGAGAUCGUCCAGCGAGCUCAUGAGUGCAUUAUAUCUGCAGAGGUUUACGAACUACUUCAAAUGACCUUUGAAGCUAAGGUCGGAUCAAAAAUCUGGAAUGCUUUGAAGUUUCUUGCCAGGCCCAUCAUGGAUUGUCGAAUGUUGAGAUGUAUAGCAGGCAAGCAUACACAGUUUCGUGACGUACGGAUUCACCUGGUACCUCUAAAGCAAAUGGUGGCCUUGAGACCCGAGUAUCAGAUUGAUAUUUGCAGUGCCUGGGCUCAACUCACACCUAUUUCACCCCAAGCUUCGGAGAUGAGGAUGAUCGCCCAAUUCACCCAACAAUUCAAGCGAAAUUGUGCGUCAUCUCAUGCUAUGCAUGCCGAAAUGCAGCUUUUCAUGCACCAUGGGGACAACGUUGCCCUUUGCCCCUCUCUGAAUUACUUCGGGUGCAGCAAGAAGGCUUGUUUGCUAUGUGAGGCCUUUCUCCGAUCCUUACCCAACCCUAUAGCUACCAGAGGAAGACACGGUGUUUGUUAUCCAGCCUGGGGAGCUCCGUAUCCUAGAGUGGCCGGAGCUGAGGUGGCAUUGAAACAAGUUGAAAACAUGCUCGUCUGCCAAAUCAAGACCCAUUUUGAGAAUUUGGUCUUGGGUACAAGGAAACACCUUGCCAUACCAACUGCUCAAUCUACAAUUGUAUCUGACUUCUCCACUCUAUCCAUUCAGAGCCAGCUCCAAAGAGAACAGAUGGUAGAGUCUGUGACAGAGGCAGAAAGGGCGCGAAGAUCCGAACGACUUAUAUUGGAGGGAAGCGCUGCAGUCAUGUCGCGAACAGACCGUCAGCUUACGAAAUUUGAGCCAAGUGACUCUUGUGUUAUGUGCAACAAACGUCCCUCGAAGCGAUGCACACGGUGCAAGAGCUGUUACUAUUGCUCUGUAGAGUGCCAGAGAGCUGACUGGCUCAGUCAUAAACUGCUCUGUAAGCAAUUUUCCGUCCAGCCUCUUCGGCCCUCUAAAGCCCAUAAGCGAGCCAUACUUUUCCCUGCAGACCAGAGUAAGCCACGGAUGAUCUGGGUGCACUGCGAGCUCAAAAGUGAUGAAGAGCACGGGGACGGGGCGCCGUAUGAAAUGGUCGACCUCUAUCCUCAUCUUGGAGCGGACAAACCAAAUACCGGUACCCUUCGCAUCGAAUACAACCCUAUACGUGACCGAAAUUUCGGAUGCGGAAUGGUGUAUUGGGCUCCGCGUAGAGAAGGCUACUCGAUCACCUUGUAUUUUCGAGAAGCCUUUUUGAUGGACGGCUCGAGCGUGAACAGGAGUAUCUUGACAUCUGUUGGCACUUCUGGCGUAGUUCACCAUCAAAUUUGCGGUCCUGUCGUCGCGAUGCAAGAAACACCACUCGAAUUGCACCGAGAUAUUACCUUAUCGGACAUGCGACAUAUCAUCGAUUACCUGAUAAGCUAUGGAACGACAGAGACCCGCGAAUGGGCCAACCACUCAAAGACUAACUUGGGCACAAGUAUCCUUGGGGUGAAAAUUUGCUGUUACGGGGAAAUCAAGCUGCAUAAUUCAGAGACCUACAUUGCCGUUGAAGUUCCGAAAGGCCAUCCUACGCGGCUCAUGUAUCGCCAGGGGAAGGUAUCUCCUAUCUCUAAGAUCCUUGGGAUGCCUCUUAUUUUAAGGAAAUUCGACGAUAUUGACGUUUGGAUCGACCCGCUGGGGUGGGAUAAGAACACAAUGACUGCGGACAGCAACCAAGAUGCUACCUUCUUAAUGUUAGAGACCGAUCUAGAAAAGCCCGAUUGGGGCUGGGCGCCACCAUACUGGAAUGCGCAACUUGGAAACGUCCUGGCUGUUCGAGCUGACGAUCAAAAUCUUGAUGUUGAAGACUUGCGGAUGAUGUGUUCUUUUGCACGAAGAAAGCUGGGCCUAAUGUUCGAGGACGCUUUGGGCGGUGGGCAUAAGCUGCGGACAAAACAAGAAGUUUUGGAUUUCAUCACGUGGGACAAUAUGGUAGAAUUUAGUAACAGGCAAGCCCUAGGACAGGCAGGAUCUUAG